AUGGGGUCCGUCGUCUACCCCAACCAAUGGGUUGGCUUUAAGCUGCCUUCGGGCGCAGUCAAGGUUAUCCAAACCAUCCCAAACACUAUAAUAUCGCUUGGAAAGUACGGCUCUUUCCCCAGCAACCUCGUCAUCCACCGGCCCUUCCACCUCACCUACGAAGUCCAGGACAAGCGCCCCGACGAGUCCUUUUGCCGCCUGCGCGUCGUCUCCGCCGAAGAACUCCGCGCCGACAUCCUCGCCGAGGUACCGACCAAGGACGGCGUCGUCGGUGCAGAGAUUGACGAGGAAGAAGCCAACGCCGCCAUCGCCCUCGCCGCCAGCGCCGUCGCCUACGAUGACGCCGCCGCCCUCGCCGCCUCGGCCACCACCGACAAGGUCGUGCGCCAGACGCUCACGUCGGACGAGAUCGAGGCGCUGAAGCGCGACGGCGCCUCCGCCGGCAAAGACCUCAUCGCCAAGCUCCUCUCUUCCCACACCGCCCUCGACGAGAAGACGGCGUACUCGCUCGAAAAAUACAAGCUGCUCAAGACGAGAAAGUACAUUCGCCGCUUCGAGGUCCUGCCCCUCGACACCCCGUACUCACUGACUGGCUUCUCGAGGAAAAGGACGGCAUGA
Molecule: messenger RNA, 618 nt
Organism: Parascedosporium putredinis
Lineage: Eukaryota; Fungi; Ascomycota; Sordariomycetes; Microascales; Microascaceae
Source: the annotation of a GenBank genome assembly